Molecule: messenger RNA, 1802 nt
Organism: Syngnathus acus (greater pipefish)
Lineage: Eukaryota; Metazoa; Chordata; Actinopteri; Syngnathiformes; Syngnathidae
Gene: batf2
Product: basic leucine zipper ATF-like transcription factor 2
Exons: 3
Coding region: 719-1489 (256 amino acids)
Biological process (GO): regulation of transcription by RNA polymerase II
Cellular component (GO): nucleus
Molecular function (GO): RNA polymerase II cis-regulatory region sequence-specific DNA binding; DNA-binding transcription factor activity, RNA polymerase II-specific
Source: RefSeq, a predicted model, not a curated record
GUGAACGACGAAUUUUAUGUUGCGUUCGUAACACUGGGAAUUUUGUCUUCCUUUAGUUGCAUUCACAAUGGGUUUGGAAUCGGGAAAAUUUGUCUUAAAAAAAAGGGUACCGCUUACAACGCUAGGUAACUUAAGUAAUAUUACCUUUUUUUUUUUUCCAAAUAAAAGUUUUUUUAUUUGGAUUUUUUUCCGCUGUCAUUAAAUCAAACAUACUCACAGCAAUGCAUGUGUCGCGUUUCUAAUGAAAAAUAGAUUAUUUUUUAUUGCUUAUUGUUAUUUGGGAGUUUAAAAAAACUACAGUGUGCUGACGUGCUCGGCUUAAUUCGACACACAAAUUGGAAAUAAUGACGUUGACUCAACACGCUUCUUUUUCUGUCCCCACGUCCCAGUCGUUUCCUUUUUAGCUGAGCAUUUGGCGUCCUUUUACAAGUAGCGGAAAGCGUGACGUUAACGUUACGCCUUGGAAAACAAGUGGGCGGAGCCGCUCGGAGUGGCGGAUUAACGCCGAUUCUUUAACGCCUCUAUGUUUAAAAUAAAGAGAAAGUGAAAGCGGAUUUUGGGUGCGUCACCCAGUCAGCGACCCCCUAAGGGAUUCCAGUCCAAGACUGGAGAGUUCUAUGGUCAGAAGCUGAACGUUCGAUCCUGAGGUCCAACUCGAUGGUGCCUGCACCAGGACGUCAGUGCACCUGGCUGGGUCAUUGGUGUUCCCCCUCCCUUGAUGGACGCAAAAGAGGAGAGCACACCGGGGUCUGAGUGCGAGGCGGUGGCCACCAAGAGGGGCACCAAGAGACGGCUGAAGAACCGAGACGCUGCCCGGAAGAGCCGCCAAAAACAAACAGAAAGGGCGGACGAACUCCACCAGGAGCUCCUGACUCUGGAAGCUUCGAAUUCCGCCCUGGAAAAGGAAAUCAAAGCGUUAAAAAAAGAGAUCCGUCACUACAACAGCGCCCUGGAGCGCCACCGGCCCUUUUGUGUCCUCCGAGGUUCCGUGCAGGUGGACGCCCUCCAGACUUCCACGUCUGUCACCUCCAAAGCGGAGCUUGGUGAAAACCCUCAUCCAAUGCCCUCAUCUGAUUUAGUCCCUUCCUCCCUGUUUACACAUGCUCCUCAUUCGCUGUUUAGCAAUGACGCCCACAUAGAAUUGCCCUCGUCCACCUUCUCCACGCUUCACCCCGAAGACAUCCUCUCAGUCACAUCUGAAAUGUUCCCCGUUGAAGAUCCAGGAGCGCCGCCGCUCGACCCGCAUAAAUACAAGAACGCUUUAAUAUCGGCGCAGACCAACGGCGAUGGGACCUUAAAGCCGAGUCAGAUAACGCCAACACUCAGGUCCCUGCCGUGUUCGAUUCCCGUUCCGCCCAACACUCCAGACGGAUUUUUCCCUUUAAACACACCUUUGGUGGAGCCGUACCCGGAAGAGCUGUCGCUAUCUUCCUUCCUGGAGGAAAAUGAUUGGAUUCUGAAUGCGGACAAUAAUUCCACCACUCUUUAAGUUCAACCAAAAAAAAAAGGUCGUGGUGGUCUUUUGUUUGGCCUAAGUACCCGUGGAAACUACAGGAUUAUGACAUGGGGCCCUCUUUACUUUCACUUGUGUUCUCUUGUGUUAUUUCCUUUUUUCAAGAGGGGGGGGGGGGCAGGGGACACAUUCUAUGUUCAUUUGCAUAUUUAUUUAUUUAAUCUCAAUGAGUAACAUUGGCUGUCAACUGAUCCACUGAUUUCACAGUUAUUUUUUGGUGCAAUUUUCGCAAAGCAGCUAUUGUGAACUAACUAAAUGAAGAGUAAUAAAAAUGGCUUGAUUAGAAAUA